Hippocampus zosterae (dwarf seahorse) is the source of this 11668-nucleotide messenger RNA. It is a transcript of the gene wnk1b, whose product is annotated as WNK lysine deficient protein kinase 1b. The record is from RefSeq and is a predicted model, not a curated record. The transcript has 41 exons. Gene Ontology annotation, cellular component: cytoplasm; cytosol. The coding region runs from base 1735 to 9516 and encodes 2593 amino acids. NCBI's taxonomy places the organism in Eukaryota, Metazoa, Chordata, Actinopteri, Syngnathiformes, Syngnathidae. Gene Ontology annotation, molecular function: ATP binding; protein serine/threonine kinase activity; potassium channel inhibitor activity. Gene Ontology annotation, biological process: negative regulation of sodium ion transport; protein phosphorylation; positive regulation of potassium ion import across plasma membrane.
UCACACAGCAGUUGCUUGUCGAGUCAUCGCAGUUGAGCAGCUCAGAACCCAACGAGACUCCAACCCGGAGCCGUAAAACCUAAAACUCAACAAGCCUCUCAGGGGAUUUUACUCACUUAACAUGGCACUCAAUGGACAAGUUGUGGAUACAUCCUUAAAAUAGUGUAAACAUUUUGAUUGACACCAGACCGAGAGAAAGCACCAGACCCUCCGCGACAUUAGCGGGCGAACUUGGGUUCUCAGCCCGGUGGGAGGUGUCUGUCUGGCGGCUUGCUGCUGCCUGCUCGUCCCGCUAAUCGCGCCGCUUCUCGGAGCUCUUUUUUUCCUCAUCUGUCGACAAGGACAUUCGAAGUGAUGGCGAAGCCGUGUUGUUGUCGGCUUUGUACCCAUCCGUCUCUCUGGGGUUUUCGUCAGGCGUCUAUGGGUUUAAUGUGACGCACCGUCGUGACACGCCGUGUGCGCGUUUUUUUGCAGCGGACCCCCCAGCAGGAGAAGGGGAAGGGAGACCCUCCAUCAAGUUUGUGGCUCGCAAAUCUCCCGCAAGAACAAAUGUAACAGAUAGGACAAACAGCUGUGUGGCAUCUUCGUCAUCACUCGGCAUCACCUAUUGUCUCACGCACGACCGAGGCCAAUCUGCACCUGGACUGCAGGCUGGAACAUGGCUGUGACUUCCCCAAGACCUGCAGGGCAUCCGUCUGCCUCCGCAAGCAGUCGCCAAAGGCUCCGUUCUAUGCGUUGAACCGGGGUGGGAGGGUUUCAUCGUACAGUUAAUUGCAGCGGUUUAUAAAGUAGUUACAGGAGUUGUUUAAUUUCCUCCAAGUGUGUGAGGUUGAAUUUUUUCGGGAUAAGCUCAGGGCAAUGCCGAGAUGACAACUUGACAACACUUAAGUCUUUGUUUUUUUAUAAGUGGUUGCAUAUCUAUUUGUAGAUCACACAAAGUCGUUUUUUUUUAGGGGGGGGGGGGGUAAAGUGCUCUGGCGAUCUCAUGCAGUGGCACCAUCUGUCAGGAUCUGUGUCUCAUUCCUGUGGCUUUCUGCGCCAGAAUUUCACAGACAAGCUGGCCGAAGCAGCAUCCAUCUUCUCCCUCUGCUGUGUUUACUUACCGCUGUUGCAGCCAGGGACAACGUGGUCGUCCGAUUGAUCAAUGAAAAGGAAUACGUCGCAGCAGACGGACAACAAAGCUCCAGAAAGUCACGUGAUGUUUAUUGUGACAAAGACAGACUCGGACAAACGCUUGGCCAGGUUACACCAGGCUGGACCUUUCUAAUCAGCAACAACAUCCAGAAGCCUACCAAGGUCAAGUCCCCUGGACCUCAAAGUGGAUUCCCAACAUUUUUGUCUCUUAUCAGGCUUCAGGAGGCCAUGAGAACAUAAUUGGCUUGUCCAUGUCGUGGUGGAUCCUCCCUGGAUGUUGGCAGCAGGAUGGAUUUGGGUGUUGAUCUCACUAGCGUCACCUCCUUGCAGUGCUUGCACCCCCCUUCCUUUGGCUGCCUGUUGACAUCCCCCUCCCUGAUCUUCCUGGGAAAGCCCCCCAUCAUCUCCUGGGGCUUCCCUGAGCCCUCAAGAGGGACAUAGCAGAAGUGUAGCCUGUCUUGUUGAACCAGUUCACAACACAGAAUGUUAUUUGGAGGAUGCUUUAUUGCUGUUCCUGCUUAGGGUGACUUUUUGAUUGGAGGUUGAAGAGCUGAAAGCAGAACAGAGUUCCUCCUCAGUGGUGUCCAACCGAAGGGAAGAAUGUCAGAAGGCAAAAGCGACAGCAAAGCGGUGACGUUCAUUGCCCCGGCCCCACCAUCGCCGUCACUUCAGAACCCCCGCAAGAAUGUGAACGGCUCCGCCAGUUCGGACACGCACGUGGUCGAGAAACUGGAGGGGCACCUGGAGGCCCACCCGGAAGUCCAACGGCGGCGGCGGCACACGAUGGACCGAGACUCCAAGACAGCCGAACAUCGGUUCUUCCGCCGGAGUGUGAUAUGCGAUUCCAAUGCCACCGCCUUGGAUCUGCCCAGCAAGGGGGCUGUGAUUCUCAUGUCGCCGCUGGACUGUGGGGCGCCGUCAAACGUAUUAGCUCUUCAGCCUUCGAGGUCUGGACCCACCGAGAGAGAUGCCGGGGUGGUGCUCCAGGAGCUGUCUAUAGAAAGCGCCACUCCUCAGCCUGCUUCGGGGCUUGGGGGAGAAUCUGGAGAGGGGCCAAUCCAAAAUGCGGGCCGGGGCAGCGCGGCAGAUGUAAGUCAUAGUAGUAGCGCUGUUGUACAUCGUGCAGAACGGGUAAAAGAGCCCGGCUCGACAGCGUUGGAUGUCGACAACAAAACGGGAGACAAACAGGACGAGGCGCCGCGGGAGGUUGCAAAAGACGGAAAAUCGCCAGAGGGCAGCGCCAGCAGUCCUUCCGAGGACAAGGAACGGGAAACAGAGCUGGCCAAGGCGCGCGCCGAGCAGCGGGAGGCCGAGAAGCGAGUGCAGGAGGAUAUCGAGGAGGCGGAGACCAAAGCGGUCGGGACGUCGCCGGACGGACGCUUCCUGAAGUUCGACAUCGAGAUCGGGAGAGGCUCCUUCAAGACGGUCUACAAGGGGCUCGAUACGGAGACUACGGUGGAAGUGGCGUGGUGCGAGCUGCAGGACCGGAAGCUGUCCAAAUCCGAGCGACAACGCUUCAAGGAGGAGGCCGGGAUGUUGAAGGGCCUCCAGCAUCCCAACAUCGUUCGCUUCUACGACUCUUGGGAGGGGCCGUGCAAGGGGAAAAAGUGCAUCGUGCUGGUUACCGAGCUCAUGACUUCGGGCACGCUCAAGACUUACCUAAAGCGUUUCAAGGUGAUGAAGAUCAAGGUGCUCCGUUCGUGGUGCCGGCAGAUCCUCAAGGGCCUGCACUUCCUGCACACCAGAGCUCCGCCCAUCAUUCACCGCGACCUCAAGUGCGACAACAUCUUCAUCACCGGGCCCACCGGCUCGGUCAAGAUCGGUGACCUGGGAUUAGCCACGCUGAAAAGGGCCUCAUUCGCCAAAAGCGUCAUAGGUACGCCAGAGUUUAUGGCGCCGGAGAUGUACGAGGAGAAGUACGAUGAAUCUGUCGACGUCUACGCUUUUGGGAUGUGCAUGCUGGAGAUGGCCACCUCCGAGUACCCCUAUUCGGAAUGCCAGAAUGCCGCCCAGAUCUACAGACGAGUAACCAGCGGAGUGAAGCCCGGCAGUUUUGAUAAGGUGGCCAUUCCUGAAGUGAAGGAAAUCAUCGAGGGUUGCAUCAGAACAAACAAAGAUGAGAGAUAUGCUAUCAAGAUCCUGUUGAACCACGCGUUCUUCCAAGAGGACACCGGGGUCAGGGUUGAGCUGGCAGAGGAGGAUGACGGGGUAAUGAUCGCCAUCAAACUGUGGCUUCGGAUAGAAGACGUCAAGAAGCUCAAAGGAAAAUACAAAGACAACGAAGCCAUCGAGUUCUCAUUUGACCUCAACAAGGAUGUUCCCGAAGAUGUGGCCCAGGAAAUGGUUGAGUCUGGCUACGUGGCCGAGGGCGACCACAAGACCAUGGCCAAAGCCAUCAAGGAUCGCGUAUCACUGAUCCUCAGGAAGCGAGAGCAGAGGCAGCUCGUGCGAGAAGAGCAGGCCAAGCGGAAACUUGAGGUGGAGCAACAGCAAGAGGCACUGAAAGCGUCGCAUACGCAGGUGGAGCUUGAGGAGACAGAGGCGGAGCAAGCGCACCCUUAUCAGCAGCCGGGCAUCUCGCACACAAACGAAGGUGGCGCCGACAGCAGUCAGGGUUCUUCGCUUUUCUCCAGCGACUGCCCCCAACUGGGUCAGCUAACCAUGUCCUAUAGCUGCCCGCCAGCCAGCCAGCCUCAGUCCCAGAGUCAAUACCCCUCCGCGCCUGGCAGUGGCGCCAACACGCAGCAGCAGCACCCGGCCUACGCCCAGCCGCCGCAGCCAGUGCCGGCGUCCCGCCGCCGUCGAUGCCGUAGCAUGUCCGUUUGCGUUCCCCCCUCUUCAUACUCCCUCACCCCCGCACCUCUGGUGGCGCGCCCCAAGCGGCCCUCCACACCUCCUCCAGCGCUGUCGUCCUCGCUCGCCGCCACCUCCCCUCGCUCGGCCGAAAGGGACACGUUCGCCGGGCGCCUCUCCAAGGCCCUGGAGACGGUGCUUCCUCUUCACUCCGCCCCCUCGCUACCCAGGGCAAGGCAACGACGGGCCAGCCUGCCCGCCCUCUUCUCCAGCCCUCAGCAUUCAAUGGCGCACCCCUACAGUGGAGGAGCGAGCGCAGGAGGCGGAGGAACAGGGGGGAGCGCCACUCUCCCAUCACUGUCAGACCCCCCGACUUUUUUCUUCUCUUCCAUCCCCGAGCGCCCCAUUUCCUUCUCGCCUCCUCCCACAGGCCCCCCCAAGGCCUAUAACACGCAGCGGCGCAAGAGCACCUCUAUACUCGAGGCUCACACCCGUCACUUUCAACCGGCGUACCCCCGAUACGGGAGCAGCCUGCACCCCUUCGCCGGCAUGGAGGGCGUGGACACGCCCUCUUUCUUCAUGCUCAAUCCCGGAUUCGCGACGGCCGCUCAGAGACUCGGAGUCGGGGAGCAUCUGCAUCCGGCCGGACGCUCGGAGCCGGCGUUCUACGGAUACAAGGACAUGAGGGCGCAACAGGAGGAAGUGGUGAGGAGACUGAGUUUAAACCAAGCGGCCUUACUGGACCAUUACGAAGCCAUGGCGUACGGCGGCUACCCGAUGAGCGCGCACCAGCUCGGGCUUUUGAAUUUCCAUCAGCAGAGGCAAGCGGCUGCCGCAGCCGCCACUCUGGGCUACGAGUCGGGUCCUCAACCGGGCUUCUUGCACUCUCACAUCAUGCAAAGACUGAGCGCGCACAGUCCAAUCCCACCGCCGGUACCUUCCAUGAGUCAAGCCGCCGGCGGCCCCGUUUCUUGUCCAUCCUCCGACGCGCAGCACCACGCGUCACCUUCCACUUACGCGAUGUCAACGCCGCCGGUCAUGGCCGAUGCGGCGCCGUCGCCGGGGAGUGUCUUUGACUAUCAUUUAGCCGCCGCGGCCGCCAGUGACCCGAGCCUCCUAGCCUCCAGAUUCUACCGAGCCCGCAGGAGCUCCAUGGAUCUCCCGCUGGAGGAGAACACCCCAACGGGGUCGAGCGGCUCGGGCUCGUACCUUCGACUCCAGCCGGUCACGGAGGAGAUGUGUUCAUACGUUAGUCCUGAGUUGCCUUUACCGCCGGGAAGUCUCCUCCUCCAUCACGCAGGCUUUAGCGCGAAAGACCGAAGCCCAGAACCCUCCAGCGACUCUCUCCCAUCCUCCGAUGCCGGAGAGUUCCAGUCGCCUCCUCCCUCCUCUCGCCAUUUCGACCCCUCGGCCGCUCGGUCCAUCCCGCAGUCGUCCUCGGCUGUCUUCUGCGAUUUGACCGAAAGCUGGGCUCAUCCGCCCUCCAUGCAGAAUUUUCUCCCACCCAGCCCCGCCGCUGAGCCAGGUGUAUCGGCGCCCCAACAAGAGUCACUCAUUCCGAGUGCGUGGGCCCGCCACGGAGGGGUGGUUCCCUCCCAGGCCAACAUGACGUACCAUGAGUCAUUGCUGGCCAUGCAGGCCAAUAACGCCGCACUGGUCUCAACGGCCCAGCCCGCCCCCGGUUCCCCACUGUUAGGCCCAGUGGCCCCCCAACCGGCCCCUCAAGGGACCCCCCAGCAGGGGGGCGCGUCCAUCCAGUCGGUGGCGUCAUCAUCUCAGAGCCCCACCCAUAUUUCCUCGCCGCAGGCCUCAACACAGCCCGGCCCGAGCGCCCCCACCUGUCCCGCACCCGCGGCGAGCCGUGCUCCUUCUCCUUCGCCGUCCCCUCCCGUCACCGUGCCGACAGCGGCCGUGGCCUCCCCUCCUUGCCCUCUGCUGCUUCCUGUUCCCCCUCUCCUCGCGCACGUGUCCCCGCCGUUGGCCACCAUGGUGCCAAUCAUCAGUGUAGUCCCCGCCCCGCCCGAUACUGCUACAGAAGCCCUUCCCCAGUCUGUGUCUCAACCAUCGGACCUGUCCCACUUCCAACUACAGACACCCCUCGCCCAGGCCUCCAUAGAAAGUGGCUACUCCGAGGCUUCAGGCCUCAGCGAUGGCAAUGAAGGAGGAGGGGGAGGCCGUCACGAGGGCCGCUCCGCCAAGCGGCACCAGAGACGUUCCGUGCGCAGUCGGUCGCGGCACGAAAAGUUCUCCAAAGCCAAACUCAACGUCCUCAAUAUAUCCAACCGCGGAGAUCGAGUCGCCGAGUGCCAGCUGGAGACUCACAAUAGGAAAAUGGUCACCUUCAGGUUUGACCUGGAUGGAGACAACCCGGAGGAGAUAGCGCAGAUCAUGGUCCAGAGCGAGUUCAUCCUGGAGAGCGAGAGGGACUCAUUCAUCGAGCAGGUCCGGGAGGUGAUCGAGAACGCCGACGAAAAAGGCCUGGAGAGGGACUCGAGCGGCCAGAUGACCGGUAACAUGACAGAGCAGAAUCUGACGAUAUCAGUCCCCAUGCCAGACACCGCCCCGAGCGCGACGGGACAAGUGGUCCAUUCGGCGGGCCGCAAAUUCAUAGUCAGCCCCGUACCCGAGGACAGGCUCAAGGAACUGAGCUUUCCUGCCUCUCCCGUAGCUUCCCCUGCAUCUUCUGUCGAAACCGUUCCGACUCAAGGUUUGGGGUUGUCAAAAUCGGCGGGAGCUCUCAGCUUACAGCUGGCCUUCUCGGAGCUGCGACAGAACAAAAACCAGUUGGAUCCGGGACCAAGCACCGCCCCAGCCUGCAUGCGCUCCACCCAUCCCCCGUCGUCCUCCGCCCCAUCACAGGCGUCCGCUCCUGCGGUCGAAGCUUCAGCCAGUGGUGCCGCUCCUUCCAGGUCAAACCAGGAUGCGUCUCCCACUUGUUCCGCCUCCGCUUCUUCCGCUGUGGCGAAUCACUCGCAGGCCCACGCGUCCAUUUCCACUUCCGUCCCGUCCGUCUUACCCCUCGCCAGUGUCUCCAACGUCCUCCCGACGAUGGUCGCGUCCCCUCCCGCCUCCCUGGUGACCUCACCCUCCUCCACCCUCCCGGCCAGCGAAGCCCCGCUCGACCAUCGCUCGCUCUCCCCCACGUCAUCGACUUCAUCCACCUCUUCCUCCGUCGUCCCCACAACCGCCGGCGCCGCUCCCCCAUCUUCCUCCAAUGUUUCUUCAGUCCAGCCCACCCUGGUACACUCCCAGCCGCAGAUCGCCGCACUGGCCGGACAGACACACGCUCACUGCGGGGAAUGUGACUCGAGGUGCGAUGCCUCCGCGGAGUGCCAAAGCAAGCCAGAUGACAUCCAAGCUCUUGAGAAGAAACUGCGCUCGCUCUUCAUGGACCUCGGGGGAGGGAUGGUCUCCCCCCAGGGGGACCCGCUGCCGGCCGACGCUACCUCCGGAGCGUCAGCGGGGGGUACCUCCUCCCCGUUGGGCACCUCCACCGCUUCCGUUGGCUCCGGCCAGACCGCCAGUCCUCCGCAGCCACCCACUACCCUGGCGCUGGGGUCACCCACCCCCGUGCAGGGCCCCAGCACACCGAGCUCCACUCCUGCACCUGCUGUUAACUCUGUUACCACCUUUGGCCAGACCACUCCAUCCAAAACCCCUUUGUCCAGGGUACCGGCCAGUUCUCCUCCUUCAGAACUCCCGCCGUCCUUCCCUGGACCGUGUCUCACUCAGUCCCAGCAGCCUCUUGAGGACCUGGAUGCUCAGCUGAGACGGGCCCUUAGCCCUGAAAACGUCCCGGUUAGCACAUCCGCACAGGCUUCCCAGGGUGCCGUUCAUCCGGUGGGACAACCAACUUCCUUAUCCCCGGAGGAAGACACCCCCUUGCCUGCCGCCGCUCCUCAAAGUGGAAUCAAACUCGGGAGAUUUCAGGUCUCGCUGGCCACCGAAGAGCCUCCAAAGCAGCGUCCGGCCCGCACGGGAUCCUCCCCCGCGACGACCUCGUCGUCGUCCUCCAGCGCGUCCUCGUCGUCGUCCUCCUGCGGUCUGUCCAGCCCGGAGAACACGCUGCACAAGGGCUCCUCGCCGCGAGUGGAAGGCGCACAGGCGGAUGUGGUGGAUGGACUCCCCGGGAAAAUGCCGAGUGGGUCCCGACGCCCUUCCCCGCCCGCAUCCCCGUGCCCCUCGCCAAAACCCACCACCACCAUCGGACGCUUCCAGGUCACCACGAAUGCUGAAGCCAGAGUUGGCAGGUUCUCCGUCAGUCGGGCCCGAGAGCAGAGCGCCGAGCCCGGGCCGAGUCCGCCGAACGGAGCCGCCGACCCCGGCCGUCCCCCGAGUCCGGACGCUCCCCACAAAGUGACCCUGCCCAGUCUGAACAGCGGCAACUCCUUCAACAACUCCUACGUGAGCAGCGACAACGACUCGGAGUACGAGGACGAGGACUUCAAGCGGGAGAUCAACCGCCUGCGUGAAAAACACUUGAGUGAGAUUCAGGCCCUCCACUCGCGCCAGAAGGAGGAAAUUGACGGCCUCUUCACCAGGCUGGGAAAGGUUCCUCCAGCCGCAGUCCUCCCUCCCGUCGUCGCCUUGGCUGGCAGGCGGCGGCGACCCACCAAGAGCAAAUCCGCCAAAUCGUCCAGAACCAGCUCCUCACACGGUAGCAGGAGUCCACUUCAGCCAGGCAGCGCCGCGUCGGCCCAGAGCGUCCCGGCGCUGUGCACUGGCCAGCCGGCUCAGUUAGCGGCGGGAGGAUUAGCCGAUCCCGGCGGCGGCGAACGCAGUAGUGAGCGCCCCCUCAAAGCGGCUCCCUCCGGCGACAUCCUGUCCUCGGCCUAUCCCAGCUCUGUGACGCUCUCGGCGCGCAGCUUGUGCGCUCCCACCCCAGCCUGCGUAAAGCCCACCCGGGGUUCCGAGCGUUUGGCCUUGAAGCCCAGCGGCAGGAGGACGCGCUUUCUGAGUACGCCAUGCUCGGCUCUUUGGAAGAUGGUGAAAAAAGUCUGCCCCUGCAACCAGCUCUGUAGGACCAACAGCACCAAUGCGGUGAGUGGCUCCACCCCCUUGUCUCAGAGCCAGGGGGGCUCCCAGUGUCUCAACGUAUCGGCCCCUCACCAGCGCAAAGGGACGUUCACCGAUGAUCUCCAUAAACUGGUGGACAACUGGGCCAGAGACCUCUCACAGGGUAAGAAGAGCACCAAACACCCGCAGCAGGCCCCAGCACAAGGACACAGCUAUGAGGUGACGCAAUCCGCCAACCUGGGCAGGAAGUUCUCCGCCCCGAGCCAGCUGUGCCCGAGCAGCACCGCCGCUUCCGCCCACCUCCCCUCCAACCCGCCUACCUCCCGCAAGGGUUCGCUGUGCCAACCCCCCGCCUCGCCAACGCCGCACUUCAUCCCGUACGUGCCCGCCCCGGCCUACGCCGCGCAGUGGUCCGGGGCCGCCCACGGCGGACCGCUGCUGGUCAGCGCCCCCCAGCCGCUCGGCCCUUACGCCGCCUCGACGGGGGGCGGCCAGAUCAGUCCGGGGCCCCUGCACGCGUUCAUGCACAAGUCGGUCAGCAACCCGGGAGGACCCAACAUGAGGACCACGUAGGGUUUCGCGCAGGGCCCGUUGGAACGGCGGCCCGACCGGACUCCCGCGAUUGAACAAGAGGAAGUUUGCCAAAGAGGUUUGAGCGGGCGCACUCGGGUGAAACGUGGGGGGGAGCACAACGACACUGAUGAGCGCCUCCGUUUUGCUCAUCACCUCUUGCUUGUCGCUCUUCUAGCGAACAUGUGCAAUGUGUGAAUUAAAAAAAAUAAAAUAAAACCAACAAAAUAGAGGAGUCACUCUUAGCAUUCACAAGGAUGCAAAUAGGAACACGAUCGGUACCCCCGCCCCUUCCCGAGUCAAAGCAAUAAAACGAAAAACAUCGGAGCGAGGCCAACACCAAAAAAAGUCAGAAAUCUUCAGAAUAAGAUUUUGUAUAGUUUCUAAUUUUAAUUUUUUGGGGGUCAAGAUUCCAUUCGGUUUUAUUUCGCGUUACGUGCGCGCGCUUCUUUUGUUGACUUUUUUUGAGGGGUGGUGGGAGAUGAUUAUUUCUCCUCCUGAAUGUCGUUGUGAAUGGUUCUUGUUCUAUUUAAAAAAAAAAAAAAAACCCCCGACUGACAUGGGCGGACCUGUUCUAUGCACACAUUAUCAUGUGAUGUGUAAAAACAACACUGUGAUUGUUAUUUUGUUUUAGGAGUCAUAACAACAAUCUUUUUUUUUUUGCGGGGUUGGGGGGGGUCCAUUUUUCUCAAAAAUUCUGCCUUAACCGACAACGAUUCAGCCGCCUUUCGACCUCCAAAUGUUUUCGUUCAAAUAUGGAAUGCUAGCUACUUUUUUUGUUGUUGUUUCUUCCACAGUACUUAACAUCCGACACUUUAAACUCUCCCCCUCUUGCCCUGUUAGAUGAAUGUGAAUGUACAAAGAACCAGUUUGAAUUCGCUUUCUAGUGCCUUGCUUCACUCCCCCUCAAACACUGGAGAACGAAGACCACGCGGGAGGACGUAAACGUUCAAGACGAGGUCUGUUCAGAUUGUUCGAAGGCCAUGUUUUGUGUCUUGGUUGUGUGUUAUGACUUACGUCCAUGCUGUGAUGCGCCAUUGCUCACUUAGACGUGAUCCAAAAAAAUAAUAAUUUGAUGUUGCCUUUCGCUGAGAAACCCAAGAUGACACGUUAUGAAGCGGUGAGUGCAGCAUUUGGACUACCAGGCUGUCGAUCCUAAAAAUUGCGACGCCCCGUCCUUAGAUUUGUAAUGUUCAGUGAUUAUAAAAAGUCUACACACCCCUAUUCGAAUUGCUAAACGGAAGACAGCACUCGUCUGCCGCCCAUUGAAAGUGCCUCUGAUUCAUUCCGAAUCAAUUUCAGCUGCUCUUGUCGGCUGUUCUUGAGUUGCCCAACCACAUUUUUACUUUUUAAAAGCUGAAAGGAGAAACAAGGUUAUGACACAUUGAUGCUAAAUCUCGGUUCUUCAUGGCAAUUUUAAAAAAUGGCAUUGGAGAAGGGAUGUGUCCACUUUUUCAAACCGGCGAGACCAUUUUGAUCCUACUUUGUCAUACAUGUGAAAUAAAAGAAAAAGAUUCCACCACCCCCUGCUUUGAGUCAACCACAAUGCAGUUGUAAUCUCUUGGUGCGUUUGAUACGUUCAUUCUCUAGCCGGUUUCCUCCCCCUUUUAACCUGCAGUGUUCAGUAGCAACAGGUGGUCUUGACUGUGAAGUUGUUCUGGAGGACUUUAACUGUGAAAGGACGAGUUAGUAUUGUGAAUGUUCCUGCAUUAUUAAAGUGGGGUGAAGUCUUGAUGACAGGUGUAGCAUUAGCAUUUAGCGCAUAGUUAGGGGGCAAAUUCUGUUGGUGUGCCAUCGCAGGACUCAUUUUUUUCUCGCUGUAGAGGUGGUCAAGUCCUUUUCUCCAGCUGUGUCACGUUCAGUCUCGAGCACAGAAACAUAUUCGCAAUCACUGAAGUUCAUGUUGACUUAAAAACAAACGAACAAACAAAAAUCCUCACUUGUUUUAUCUGCUGUUUUAAUGUGUGUAGCAGCACCUAACUCAGUGGUUUCUUUUCUCUAUUUGAUAAAUCGGUUGGUGUCAUCGGCAGCCUUGAACAGAAUGUUUUGCACUAAAGUAGAAGAGUGUUCAUGCUUGAUAUUAAAACAGAUACAAUGACAUUUGUUACUUUAUUUGUAAAGACUUAAUAAAUAAAAGUUGCCGAAAUGACAAUCA